AUGGAAGAAGAAGUAUCCGAAGUGAGUCUUGAGCUGAAGAAGAUGAUCUCAGACUUGCGCUUCACUUCCGCGCGCUGUUUUCCAGCCUUCAACGGGGUGGUGCAGAAAUACUUGGAUCCAUCCAUGGCGCUUGAUCGCACAGAAGGUGUCGACGUGGUGGAUAUCGAUGAGAACAGUGCCAUGGACAUCUCCGGCUCGUAUGGUGUCAACGUCUGUGGCUAUGAGAAGUACAAAGAGUUCAUUGAAGAAGGUUGGAAGACCGCCAAGAAACAGGGGCUAUUCUUGGGUUCCUUGGACAAGACAGUCUUGGACAACAUUGCCCGUCUGCGAAAGAUCUCCGGCCAGCCUGAGGUGUCCUUCCACAUGUCAGGCACCGAGGCCGUGAUGUGCGCGGUGCGGGUGGCGCGCUUCAACACGCGGAGGCCUUUAGUGGUGACCUUCGGCGGCGCGUGA
Molecule: messenger RNA, 453 nt
Organism: Durusdinium trenchii
Lineage: Eukaryota; Dinophyceae; Suessiales; Symbiodiniaceae
Source: the annotation of a GenBank genome assembly